Messenger RNA from Debaryomyces hansenii CBS767, 2259 nucleotides. RefSeq names its product Zn(II)2Cys6 transcription factor domain-containing protein. The transcript has a single exon. Gene Ontology annotation, biological process: DNA-templated transcription; regulation of DNA-templated transcription. Lineage: Eukaryota; Fungi; Ascomycota; Pichiomycetes; Serinales; Debaryomycetaceae. The coding region runs from base 1 to 2259 and encodes 752 amino acids. Gene Ontology annotation, cellular component: nucleus. The record is from RefSeq and is a predicted model, not a curated record. Gene Ontology annotation, molecular function: zinc ion binding; DNA-binding transcription factor activity, RNA polymerase II-specific; DNA binding.
AUGCUUCAUUCAACACCUACGACUACCCCUUCCGAUGGAAAUAGAGUCAGAAAGUCUCGGACACGAAUACCCACUUCAUGCUCAACGUGUAGGAGCAAAAAAAUUAAAUGUGAUAAGAAGCGGCCCACCUGUAGUAACUGUCUCCUGAAAGAUGGUGAAAACUCAUGUAAAUACGAAACACAACCAUGGUCCAAAGGUACGCGAACCGCUGAAGCGGCAAUAGAAAGGUUACAAGAGGAGAUAAUGGGGUUAAAAGAUACCAUAAGGUCUUUGGAAUCGACAAUAGAAAUACAGCGACGUGAACUGGAGAACGCCAGUAUUGGAUCAACAGAUACUUCCCCGCCAUCCGUAUUUGACGCUGAUGAAACUAUAAGAGGCAAGCAACACGAAAAUAGAGAUAUUCUUGAUUUAAGCAAGUUCUCGCACCGGUAUUGCAUAAAGAACUUGAAGGUUCUCUAUUUUGGUCCCACAUCGCAUAUGUUUCUUCUCUUGAAUGAUCGUUACUCGGUAGAUGUGUUUUCCGAUUACCUUAAAGAACAGAGCCAAAAGUUUAAACUCAAAUCAACGUCGUUAGAAAUUCAGAAUGAUGCAGAUUUUAGCCAGAAUUGCCCUACUGUAGAUGAUUGCACUAAGGUUGAUACUAUAGCACCUGAUGAACCCUUGGUACUCCCGGCGCUUCCAUCCCUAAGAAUUGUUAAUGGGUUAAUUCAAAGAUUUUUUAGGUUGUGCUACAUAUUUGCGCCUAUUAUUGACGAAAGAAUAUUCAUGAAUGAGGUUGGCCAAAUAUUUAAGAAUAAAGAAACAAUAGAUCAUGAUGAUCUCUGUUAUAGAGGCUCAACAAUUGCCAUUCUUUUCAUCGUGUUACGAUUUGCAUAUUUAACUAUACCGUUAAAGAAAAAUCAGAAUACUUAUCUGGGCGGGCCCGAUAGUGAUUUGUUACAGCUAAUAGAGAAUACGAACGCAAAUAUAUCUUCUUAUUAUGUGGAUUAUGCCCAGCACCUUAUUUUAGGGUCUCGCGGAUAUGAAAAGAUAGACUUCAGAAAAAUCCAAGCUGUAUUGUUUCUCAAGGUUUAUAGAAUGCAUUGUCCUGAGAAUGAAGAUAAGACAUCAGGGUCGAAUAUUCUAGUUGCAAUUGCUGCACAAAUGGCAAGGUUUCAUGGCUUACAUAAAGACCCUAGUACGUUAGCGGUGCUUACUAUUGACAAUAGCGAUAUUCACUUGUGGAGAAAAACAUGGGCAUCUCUUUUAUACCUUGAUUCUUUGCAAGCGUUCGAAUUCGGAAUGCCGUUGCUAGUACAAGAUAAUGGGAGUGACACUAAAGAACCAUUCAGGGACCUUUUGAGUAAUGAAUUCUGGUCAUCAAAUGAGACAAUAGCUAAUUCGUUCAAUAUUAAGUGUACGACUGCCCGCUUGUUGAGGAAAACUGUGAAAAUUCUUAAUCAUGGGAACGAUCUUACAAUGAUAGCGGAAGUAGAGGAAUUAUUAUCAGAAUUUGAUGAUUUGUUGAACAAACGAAUACGUCCGUUUGAAAUAUUAUAUAAUUCGAGGGGUCUGAUUGCAGAACUGGCUGAAGCGGCUUAUGAAAUCAUGCUUCGUAUGAUGAUCUCACAUAACCUUCUCACUCUACAGUAUUUGUUAUAUUUAUCAGCCACAGGAGAAGCCAAGGAAAAGUACCUAUACCAUGCUGUUGAAAAUAUCUUCACUAUAUUUGGUGUUUCGUUUCAAUUUGCAGAAGACGCAUCCAUUGUGGUCUGUCCUGAAUUUGAAACCUUACUUGGUCCACAAAUUUGGAAUCCGAUGAAAACGGUGAUGUGUGUACUUAGUGGGUUUUUGCUUAGGAUCUUAAAUGGUGAAGUGUCAUUAUACAAAGCUGCGAAAACUUUUAGGCCUUCUUCUGUAGCUGCUGCAUUUUGGACUAAAAUAGUACAUGAAAAUAAAGAAGAAUGUCUUAAGAACUUUCUUUGCGUAAUUGAACAGUUCUAUGGAACAACCGUUCGGCUUUCUGUUAAGUAUUUCCAUUGUUUUCUUCUUUGUUUCACAGUAAAAAUAAUUUUGGAUUAUUUCAAAAACAAAUAUCCAGAAAUGAUGCAAAAUAGCACUUAUUCGACCAUUGAUACGAACACUAAUAAGUCAGUAGGGGAUGUAAUGCUGAUUGAUGAGUUUUGGAAUACCGCUGAUCUCGGACUUGAUUAUACGUUUGAAGAAUUCUUAGCACAUCUUAAUUACAAUGCGGAUCCUUUUAUCAAUAGUAUUACAUAA